AAAGAUGAUAAAACUGACGGAGAUUAAGUACAAAGUUCUUCCUAAAAGACGAUGUGCUUUCCAAAGAUGAUUCCUUCCAUCGCUUUAUUCACUGCCUCACGCCGCUCCGCACAAAGAUGAGAAGAGAUAGAUGGAGGGGGGGAAGCGAGGAAACCACGAAAGGAAGCUCCUUUGACAGCUUUUGGUUGGUAAUGGCCCGUCAGGUAGGGGUUCUGUGAAGCCAUCAAGAUAAUGCCCUAAAAAUUACAUGCUUACAGAGCUCCGUUUGGCAUAAACUUGAGCUCAAGGCAGUUGGGCCACGUCUUCUGAUCACCACAAUGGAGGUGAUUCACUGUAGCGUGCUUGCAUCUGGUUUCUUGAUGGUCUUGCUUCUUCUGUUCCGAUUGUCGCAUUCAUCAGUUGAUGGUUUCUCGAAGGUGAGGGGCGUCAACUUGGGCGGGUGGCUGGUGGUGGAGGGAUGGAUCAAGCCUUCACUGUUUGAUGGAAUUCCCAACGGGGACAUGCUUGAUGGAACCCAAGUGCAACUGAAAUCAGUGGCCCUGCAGAAGUACGUCAGUGCAGCCGACGGAGGAGGCGGAAAUGUGACUAUCGACAGAGACGUCGCAUCAUCAUGGGAGACCUUCAAGCUAUGGCGAGUAUCUGAAGUAGAAUUUCAAUUUAGUUGCUUUGGAGGUCAAUUUUUAACAUCAAAUAAUGGAGGAAGUUCAAUUUCCGCAACAGCAGAUUCACCAGCCAUGAAUGAGACCUUUUACAUCGAAAGAAAUAAUACAAAGAUUCACAUCAAGCUUUUAAAUGGUAACUAUGUACAGGCAACAGUGAAUAACCAGCUCAAUGGGAAUCAUCAAGGUGAUCUAGGAUGGGAUGAUAAUGAAGCAACAUUUGAAAUGACAGUUGUUGCCAACAACUUGCAUGGAGAUUUUCAGCUUGCUAAUGGAUUUGGACACGAAAAGGCUCAAGAGGUCCUGACGAACCACAGAAACAACUUCAUUACUGCUGAAGAUUUUGCUUUCCUAUCUCGGCAUGGUAUCAAUACUGUUAGAAUUCCUGUUGGAUGGUGGAUUGCAAAAGAUCCUGAGCCACCAGCUCCUUUCAUUGGAGGAUCCUUAGCAGCUCUGGACAGAGCAUUUUCAUGGGCAAAGACUCAUGACCUGAAAUGCAUCAUUGAUCUUCAUGCUGCACCUGGUUCUCAGAAUGGGAUGGAACAUAGUGCCAGUCGAGAUGGUUCGGUAGAUUGGCCAACACCAGAUUACAUCUCACAAACACUGGAUGUGAUCGACUUCCUGUCAGCAAGGUAUGCAAAUCAUCCUGCUCUGUUAGGGAUUGAACUUUUAAAUGAGCCUUCUGCAGCUGCAGUUCCAUUUGAUGUUUUAGUUUCUUAUUACACAAGAGGGUACCAUAUUGUUCGGAACUACUCUUCAACAGUUUAUGUUAUAGUCUGUCAAAGAAUAGGAAAUGCAGAUCCGAUGGAGCUUUAUCAGGCAAAUAUUGGAGUUUCAAAUAUUGUUGUUGACUUGCACUAUUAUAAUCUCUUUGAUCCAUAUUUUAGCAACAUGAACGCAACAGAGAAUAUUCAAUACAUAUAUGACAAGAGAGUGCCACAAUUGCAGUCACUGAACAGUGCAAAUGGACCUCUUGUCUACGUUGGUGAGUGGGUAAAUGAAUGGAAUGUGACAAAUGCCUCGCAGUCCCAAUAUCAGAUGUUUGGUAUGGCUCAAUUAGAUGCCUUUGAUGAUGCUUCUUUUGGUUGGUCUUACUGGACACUGAAGAAUGACAGAAUGCAUUGGGAUUUUGAGUGGAAUAUCAAAAACCAUUAUCUUCUUUUCGGAAGUUCAUCAAUCAAAAAGCCAAACAGUCUUCUGUUCCUUUCAUUGGUAUGUGCAGUAACGUUAUUGAACUAUCUCGUAUAGCAGAUUGAUUCUGUGAGCAAAGUUGGGAGACCCAACAGAAGAUAUGUCCCUUUGAGAGAAUCUCUUGUAAUUUUAGGAU
Molecule: messenger RNA, 1986 nt
Organism: Musa acuminata subsp. malaccensis (wild Malaysian banana)
Lineage: Eukaryota; Viridiplantae; Streptophyta; Magnoliopsida; Zingiberales; Musaceae
Product: probable glucan 1,3-beta-glucosidase A
Biological process (GO): actin filament bundle assembly; carbohydrate metabolic process; establishment or maintenance of cell polarity
Cellular component (GO): actin cytoskeleton; cytoplasm
Molecular function (GO): actin filament binding; hydrolase activity, hydrolyzing O-glycosyl compounds
Source: RefSeq, a predicted model, not a curated record